AUAGUCUUUACUUUUCUUGCUCUUAUUCUCAUCCUUUGUCUCUAGUCUAGGCGUUUAAGUGUUCCUCUUUCCAUGAAAAGUCCAUGUGUUCCUCUUUACUUCAAAAAUACCCACAGAUUUAUCAAAAGCGCAAUAUCUGAUCAGUACCAUGAAAAAGAUGAGAGGAACGAGAUAAGUGGUACACUUGGAGAGAAAGAGAACCAAGGGACAAUGCCAAAACAUGUGGCAAUCAUAUUGGAUGGAAAUAGACGUUGGGCGAAGCAAAACGGACUCACGAUAUCGGAAGGUCAAGAAGCUGGAUGCAGAAGAGCCUUGGAUAUGACUGAGGACUUUUUCAUUGAGGGGAUAAACACUGUUUCACUCUUUGCUUUCUCUACUGAAAAUUGGAGAAGACCCCAGGAUGAAGUUGACUACUGGAUGGUCAUUUUUGAAUUUUUUGCCAAGAUGAUGAUACCUCAAGCCCACAGACAAAAAAUCAAGGUUACGGUUAUCGGAAAGCGGGAAAACAUCCCCGCGUCGCUUCGAGAUGCGAUACUAGAGGUAGAAGAAGCUACAAAGAGCUACGAAGGGAAGCACCUCAUCAUGGCGCUAGACUACAGCGGAAGGUUAGAUAUCUUACAAGCAUGUAAAAGUCUUGCUGAAAAGGCGAAAAACGGCUUGAUCCAAGUGGAGGACAUCGACGAAAAGUUGAUGGAAAACGAACUGAUGACAAAGUGUAGUGAGUUCCCUAUCCCUGAUCUGUUGAUCAGAACCGGUGGAGAACAAAGGAUCAGUAACUUUUUCCUAUGGCAAUCAGCUUACACCGAGCUCUACUUUCCUACUGUUCUGUGGCCUGAGUUCGGCAAGGCUGAGUAUCUCGAGGCCUUGACUUGGUACCAGCAGAGGGAGAGGCGAUUUGGUCUAAGAGUUUAAACUUUGAAUUUCAUAUCUCACGAAUAAAUUGUUCAACUAACGAACAUGUGUAUUUGUUUUUACGUUUACUAGUUUAAAAUGUUACUUUUAAUUUUUAUUGCUUUUUCUGAAUUUCUAGUUUGCAAUUGUUAAUUAUUGUUUUAAGCAA
Molecule: messenger RNA, 1060 nt
Organism: Brassica napus (rape)
Lineage: Eukaryota; Viridiplantae; Streptophyta; Magnoliopsida; Brassicales; Brassicaceae
Product: dehydrodolichyl diphosphate synthase 5
Biological process (GO): response to cold; plastid membrane organization; polyprenol biosynthetic process
Cellular component (GO): chloroplast stroma
Source: RefSeq, a predicted model, not a curated record